AUGGCAGCAGCAGCUGGGGAUUUAUUCUCCACCAUCGACAGUACCAAACUUGGUCAAAUCGAAGCAACGGUAAAUGGAGAUGCUGAAUUCAAAGCCUCCGCAAACAAGGUUGACAAUGUCCGCUUCGGAGUCCGCGCAGCAGACUCUGGCAACAGGCUUCUCUUCAGCAUUCAACAAGGGAAGGCCGCGGUCCAGCAAGGCUCGACGCCUGACUGCACACCUCAAUUCGACCUCAACGCACAAUCAUCACACUGGCAGGAAGUCUUCGCCGCUGUCCCAAAGCGUCCCUUCCAGUCAUACUGGGGAAUGCUCCGGCUGCUGGGUCAGAGUUCUGGAGUUGAAGUUACAGGCGACAAGGGAGCCUUCACCAAACAUGCUCGGUUGUGGAGGAUCGUCUUAGAUUGCGUUCGAGACGCAUUGCAUCCCCCGCCCGCUAUGUCGGCUCAAGAGGAAUACAUUCUUGACGAUGAGCGCGAUGACGACUCAAUCGUGGGCCACUACACCUGGCUCACCCUGACACCAGUGGGGAAAUGCAAGAUCUUUUACGAGACCUCGGGCUCAGGCGAACAGAACAUCCUUUUCCUUCACACAGCAGGGGCCGACUCUCGACAGUACCAUUCCCUCAUGCUCAACAAAGCCCUGCAACGCAGAUGCACCAUGUACGCCUUCGACCUGCCCGGCCACGGGCGUUCAUUCCCGGGCACCCAUCAAUACCCUCAAUCGUACGCGAACAGCGAGGACUUCUACAUCUCAGCCAUCCACCAGAUGAUCGUGAAACUCAAGCUCAAGCGCGUCAUUGUCUCCGGCGCCAGCAUGGGCGGCCAGGUGUGUCUCGCAGUGGCGUUGCGCGCGAAGGAGAUGGACGUCCGGGGAGUGAUUCCCUGCGAAGCAUGCGACUACCUGCCGGCGCAGCAGGCGUCGGCGAUCUACUCGCUGCAGGGUGAUGAGGCGAUCCUCAACGCCGAGCGCGUGUGCGGCAUGAUGUCGCCCAGCUCGCCCGCCCUCUACAAGCGGCUCAAUUGGUGGCUGUACUCGGCGCAGGCCUCACAGAUUUUUCCUGGGGAUCUGAAGUUCUACUUCGAGGGCUGGGACGGCCGCGACCGCAUGGCCCUCAUCGACACCGCCCUCUGUCCCGUGUACAUGUUGACGGGCGAGUAUGACUAUAGCUGUUCGCCCGAGACGAGCCGGCGAACGGCCGACAAGAUCCAGGGCGCCGUCUUUGAAGAGAUGAAAGGCCUAGGCCAUUUCCCGUUCAGUGAGGAUCCCGAGCAGUUUUUGCCCUAUUUCAUAAAGGCUCUGGACCAUAUAGAAAAGAAUGGUGAUGAGAAAUGA
Molecule: messenger RNA, 1332 nt
Organism: Cladophialophora psammophila CBS 110553
Lineage: Eukaryota; Fungi; Ascomycota; Eurotiomycetes; Chaetothyriales; Herpotrichiellaceae
Exons: 1
Coding region: 1-1332 (443 amino acids)
Source: RefSeq, a predicted model, not a curated record